AUGCCAGACGUACAUUUUGAAAUUAUUCGGCUAGAAGACAUUGGCCAAGAUAUUAUUAAAACAGGAUCAUCAAAAAAAACGACUAGUCGUUCUAAUUUCAAGUUAUCUGAUGGAGAUGUUGAAAAUCUCAAACAUUAUCUACAUAGAUAUAAUGAACCAUCAUCACGACAAACCACUACAAAAAAAGUUAUUCACGAUGUUUUAUCUCCAGAUUCGACUAAACCAUUGACAGCUACAUCGUCGCAUCAUCAUCAUCAUCAUCGUCAACAUCGCCAUCAUCAACAUGACCAUGUAGAUAUAACAGAUGAUCUUUAUUUCGAUAAACUUGAUGCAGACCAUAGUAAACCAUUUGAACAUGCUCAACCAUUAACUGAUAUCUACCGAUAUCAUCAUCAUUAUCGACGUCAACAUCAGCAUACAAAACAUUCUCAUGAAAAACCAAAUACAUCAAUAUUGCCUGGUAACUAUCAAAUACUUGCUCUUGAAUUUACAACAUGUGGUAUGAAAAAGAAUACACAAUUGCCAAUACCACAUGAAAAUUUUUCAUUAAAAAAUGGAUGUUUCGGCGACGAUGCUGGAUUUGCAAUGCGACGUAAUCAACAAAAUUUUUUAGGAAUUUCUGAUGGUGCCGGUGGUAAUGUAAUGUAUGGUUUUGAUCCUCGUCUUUUUUCUGAAUCAUUAAUGCGACAUUGUUCUGAUUUGGCUCAUACAGGAAAAUAUUCGACUGAGGAACCAAAACGUCUCCUAUGUCAUGCAUUUGAUCGUGUUCAAAUUGAAAAUUGUUUUGGUAGUGCUACUGCAUGUGUGGUUGGCAUUGAUUGUGAUACAGGCCAACUUCAUUCAGUAAACAUUGGUGAUUCAGGUUAUGUUAUUAUUCGAAAUGGUUGUAUUAUUUAUCGAUCACGUUCACAAAAAAUGAAUGGUGAUUGCCCUAGACAAUUGGAUGUCUAUCCAUGGACUGCAGCCUUAAGAAAAAAAGGCCUCAACUAUACGCAAAUAUCGAGUGUUGAUGCGAUUUGUCAAACUUUUCAAUUAGAAUUAGAUGAUAUAGUUAUUCUGUCUACUGAUGGCCUAUUUGACAAUAUUCCUGAUCGAUUGCUUGAAAAAAUCAUUUCUAAACAUCCUUCCUUAAAAAACGCUGCUAAUGAAUUAGUUAAUCAUGCUGUUCGUUUUUAUGUUAAACCAGAUGAUAUUCUAGUUAUUAUGGCACGAUUGACAACAGAUAAACAUAGAACAUAUGAACAAAGAUAA
Rotaria socialis is the source of this 1251-nucleotide messenger RNA. Lineage: Eukaryota; Metazoa; Rotifera; Eurotatoria; Philodinida; Philodinidae. The record is from the annotation of a GenBank genome assembly.